Molecule: messenger RNA, 3209 nt
Organism: Erinaceus europaeus (western European hedgehog)
Lineage: Eukaryota; Metazoa; Chordata; Mammalia; Eulipotyphla; Erinaceidae
Gene: VPS11
Product: VPS11 core subunit of CORVET and HOPS complexes
Exons: 16
Coding region: 45-2870 (941 amino acids)
Biological process (GO): intracellular protein transport; vesicle-mediated transport; endosome organization
Cellular component (GO): HOPS complex; endosome
Molecular function (GO): protein-macromolecule adaptor activity; protein binding
Source: RefSeq, a predicted model, not a curated record
UGCUCAUGUGACCGCGCUCCUACGGGCGGGGGCCCUCAGCCAAGAUGGCGGCCUACUUGCAGUGGCGGCGCUUCGUUUUCUUCGACAAGGAGCUAGUGAAGGAGCCUUUGGGCAAUGAUGGCACCACUCCCGGGGCUGCGCCUCCUUCCGGACCCACUACCUCCAAGUUCCUGUGUCUCCCUCCUGGCAUUUCUGUCUGUGAUUCAGGCCGAGGGAGCCUGGUCUUUGGCGAUAUGGAAGGCCAGAUCUGGUUUUUGCCUCGCUCCUUACAGCUCUCUAGUUUCCAGGCCUACAAACUACGAGUGACACACCUAUACCAACUGAAGCAGCACAAUAUUCUGGCAUCUGUUGGUGAGGAUGAACAGGGUAUCAACCCAUUGGUAAAGAUCUGGAAUCUGGAGAAGAGAGAUGGUGGCAAUCCACUUUGCACUCGAAUCUUUCCUGCCAUCCCAGGAACAGAGCCUACUGUCGUGUCUUGUUUGACUGUUCAUGAAAAUCUCAACUUCAUGGCCAUUGGUUUCACAGAUGGCAGUGUUACAUUAAACAAAGGAGACAUCACUAGGGACCGGCAUAGUAAAUCCCAGAUUUUGCACAAGGGCAACUAUCCUGUUACUGGACUGGCUUUUCGCCAAGCAGGAAAGACCACUCACUUGUUUGUUGUGACUACUGAGAAUGUUCAGUCCUAUAUAGUUUCAGGAAAGGACUACCCUCGUGUGGAGUUGGAUACCCAUGGUUGUGGUCUUCGCUGCUCAGCCCUAAGUGACCCUUCUCAGGACUUGCAGUUCAUUGUGGCUGGGGAUGAGUGUGUCUACUUGUACCAGCCUGAUGAACGUGGACCCUGCUUUGCCUUUGAGGGCCAUAAGCUCAUUGCUCACUGGUUUAGAGGCUACCUUGUCAUUGUCUCUCGUGACCGGAAGGUUUCUCCCAAGUCAGAGUUUACCAGCAGGGACUCACAGAACUCUGACAAGCAGAUUCUCAACAUCUAUGACCUGUGCAACAAAUUCAUAGCCUACAGUGCUGUCUUUGAGGAUGUAGUGGAUGUGCUUGCCGAGUGGGGCUCCCUGUACGUGCUGACGCGGGAUGGGCGGGUCCACGCACUGCAGGAGAAGGACACACAGACCAAACUGGAGAUGCUGUUUAAGAAGAACUUAUUUGAGAUGGCCAUUAACCUGGCUAAGAGCCAUCACCUAGACAGUGAUGGGUUGGCCCAGAUCUUCAUGCAGUAUGGGGACCAUCUCUACAGCAAAGGCAACCAUGAUGGAGCUGUCCAGCAGUAUAUCCGAACCAUUGGAAAACUGGAGCCGUCCUAUGUGAUCCGAAAGUUUCUAGAUGCUCAGCGCAUCCACAACCUGACCGCCUACCUGCAGACUCUGCACCGGCAGUCCCUGGCCAAUGCUGACCACACUACCCUGCUGCUCAACUGCUACACUAAGCUCAAGGACAGCUCGAAACUGGAGGAAUUCAUCAAGACAAAGAGUGAAAGUGAAGUCCACUUUGAUGUGGAGACAGCCAUCAAGGUCCUCCGGCAGGCUGGCUACUACUCCCAUGCUCUCUAUUUGGCUGAGAACCAUGCACAUCAUGAGUGGUACUUGAAGAUCCAGCUAGAAGACAUCAAGAAUUAUCAAGAAGCCCUCCGGUAUAUUGGCAAGCUGCCUUUUGAGCAAGCAGAGAGCAAUAUGAAGCGCUAUGGCAAGAUUCUUAUGCACCAUAUACCAGAACAGACGACCCAGUUGCUGAAGGGACUCUGUACUGACUAUCGACCCAGCCUUGAAGGCCGAGGUGAUAGGGAUACCCCAGGCUGCAGGGCCAACUCAGAGGAGUUCAUCCCCAUCUUUGCCAACAAUCCACGGGAACUGAAAGCCUUCCUAGAGCACAUGAGUGAUGAGCAGCCUGACUCACCACAGGGCAUCUAUGACACACUUCUGGAACUUCGACUGCAGAACUGGGCUCAUGAGAAAGAUCCACAGGUCAAAGAGAAACUUCAUGCAGAAGCCAUCUCCCUGCUAAAGAGUGGCCGCUUCUGCAAUGUCUUUGACAAGGCCCUGGUCCUCUGCCAGAUGCACGACUUCCAGGACGGUGUCCUUUAUCUCUAUGAACAGGGAAAGCUAUUCCAGCAGAUCAUGCACUACCACAUGCAGCACGAGCAGUACCGGCAAGUGAUUGCAGUGUGCGAACGCCACGGGGAACAGGAGCCCUCUCUAUGGGAGCAGGCUCUCAGCUACUUUGCCCGCAAGGAGGAGGACUGCAAGGAGUAUGUGGCAGCUGUGCUCAAGCAUAUUGAGAACAAGAACCUCAUGCCACCCCUUCUAGUGGUACAAACCCUGGCCCACAACUCCACAGCCACCCUCUCUGUCAUCCGGGACUACCUGAUCCAAAAACUGCAGAAGCAAAGUCAGCAGAUUUCACAGGAUGAGCUCCGGGUAAGGCGGUACCGAGAGGAGACCACCCGCAUCCGUCAAGAGAUCCAGGAGCUCAAGGAGAGUCCCAAGAUUUUCCAGAAGACCAAGUGCAGCAUCUGUAACAGUGCCUUGGAGUUGCCCUCUGUCCACUUCCUCUGCGGCCACUCCUUCCACCAACAUUGCUUUGAGAGCUACUCAGAAAGUGAUGCCGACUGCCCCACCUGCCUCCCUGAAAACCGUAAGGUCAUGGAUAUGAUUCGGGCCCAAGAGCAGAAACAAGAUCUCCAUGAUCAGUUCCAGCACCAGCUCAAGUGCUCCAAUGACACCUUCUCAGUGAUUGCUGACUACUUUGGCCGGGGUGUUUUCAACAAAUUGACUCUGCUGACUGAUCCUCCAGCAGCCAGACUAACUGCAAACCUGGAGACUGGGCUGCAGCGGGACUUGCUCAUGCAUUCCCGGAGGGGCACUUAAGCAACCUGUGAGAAGGGUUGUGCUAAUAGAAGUCCAGCAGUAGAGACACAGGUGGACAGAAGCGAGGCUGUCCUGAAGGAAUCAGGCCAACAUGCCUAAGACUCCCUCUUACCUGAUGCCAUAAUCCUAAAGACUAAAGGGGACUUCUUUUCCUGCCUCUGAAUAGUCUGCUGUUCGUCCUGUUGACUUUUUGAGCAGUGUAGGUCAUUUCAGACCAGUGGGGGAGGGCACUUCCACAACCCCUGAAUGUGGACAAUAACUGCUUUAUUCUCCCACCAAGAGCACCAGGCUGUGCUUUGACCCUUGCUCCCAGAGUCUAUAAAUAAAAGAAUAUAGUGA